AAAAAAAAAAAAAAAAAACAAAACACCACUAAAGCGUCUAUUUUAUCAUCGCUGUUAUUACACAUUUACCAUGGAGACUCUUCACGAGCGGCCACAGGCAAACUACAUGCCGGCUUCUCGUCAAAGCCGCAUGGCCAUUGAUUCUCUAUUGAAUCCAUCAUCAGAGAGAGAAAGUACAAGCUCUCGGAUGCAUUACAGCCACCCAGGACCACAACUGUCGCCUCUAUAUCCUCCCAGUCCCAACCAAUACUUUUAUUCCCCCUACUCAGAUGGCCACCACCCCUACGCAGAGAGUUCUGCAUCAUCCCAGGACGCAGCAUUUCUUCCUUAUCGACCUCGAUCGGCCGAGUCAUCGCCUGACGCAUACUCGCGAGAGCGAUAUGACUCGGUUUCCAGCAGCUCCAGCAAUGCUCCAGAGCGACGUCGACCUCCUCGACCGAAGUACGAGGAAGAGGAAAUGUACUUCAUCUGGUACCACCGCGUGGACCUCUGCCAAGAGUGGAAAGAAGUACGUGAAAGCUUCAACCAACAAUUCUCUAGCCGGCAGCGCCGGGGCUUCCAGGGCAUCCAAUGCAAAUUCUAUCGCUUCAUCAAAGAAAAGAAGUGCCCAACCUUGCGAGAGCAACGGCGUCUCCGUGACGGUGACUUUCUUCGUGAGGGAGCGGGUCUUGCCGCUGAAUCGGGGGCCCCGCGAUUCGGUGUGGUUGACUGGGUGGGGAUAUGGUAUCCAUGGAUGCGUGAGUCGAAAGAGGAAGUUCUCAGAAGACGCAUACCCAGGUGAAGGAGAAAAUAAAAAAAAAGACGAGGGGAAAAAAGACCCUCCUUCACACACCUCCACUUCCUCACUCUUUCCUAAUGACCAUCCGACUCGACAAUUUUGAUGUCUUUGAAAAUUGUCUUUAUUUUUCUAUUAUUUUGUCUGGAAAUUCUCUGAUACAACUCACGGCCGUCUGAAGAUACCUCUCUGUUUAAUUCCUCGAUUUCCCCCUUCUUCUCCUGGCCUAUCCUCUUUCUAUCCUCAUUUCUCUUUAUUUCUUUUGUCAAAUUUCAUUUCGCUCUUUACGUCGGCACAAUUCAGCAUGUUAUGUUACUAUUACUACUACUACUUGGGAGGCUAUCUGAUCUUUGCUUGCAUACAUGCAUCUUACACACAUGGCUAAGGGUGGGUUGGUUCUCAUCACUUUUUUGUUUUUUAACACCUUUGAAAGGGUUGGCUACGGAAACAACAACUACUGGGACUAUGGACAAUCAUCAAUAUAACCGAAUUAUUCUUUCUAUC
Molecule: messenger RNA, 1279 nt
Organism: Aspergillus neoniger CBS 115656
Lineage: Eukaryota; Fungi; Ascomycota; Eurotiomycetes; Eurotiales; Aspergillaceae
Exons: 1
Coding region: 71-781 (236 amino acids)
Source: RefSeq, a predicted model, not a curated record